Molecule: messenger RNA, 1038 nt
Organism: Lichtheimia ornata
Lineage: Eukaryota; Fungi; Mucoromycota; Mucoromycetes; Mucorales; Lichtheimiaceae
Product: ornithine carbamoyltransferase
Exons: 5
Coding region: 1-1038 (345 amino acids)
Biological process (GO): L-citrulline biosynthetic process
Cellular component (GO): mitochondrion
Molecular function (GO): amino acid binding; ornithine carbamoyltransferase activity
Source: RefSeq, a predicted model, not a curated record
AUGGCUCAACAAGGAUACUCUACUCAGGCUCCUAAGCCCCCACAUUUCAUCACCACCGCUGACUACACUGCCGAGCAGUUGCUUGAUCUCGUGCAUCGCGCCAUUCAAUUCAAGGUGGAGUCGAAGUACAAUCACCCACAACCUCGCACCGAACGCCCAUUGAGUGGCAAGACGCUUGCUCUCAUGUUCUCCAAGCGCUCAACGCGUACUCGUGUUGCUACAGAAACUGCCACCGCCUAUCUCGGUGGUCACGCCAUGUUCCUGGGUUCGCAAGAUAUUCAAUUGGGUGUGAACGAGUCAUUGUUGGAUACCUCGCGUGUUGUCAGCUCCAUGGUUGAUGGUAUCAUGGCUCGUGUCAAGGGUCAUGAUGAAAUUGAGACUCUUGCUCGUGAAUCUCGUGUACCCGUUAUCAACGCCUUGUCAGACAAGUAUCAUCCGACUCAAAUCUUGGCUGAUUUGAUGACUAUCCACGAACACUAUCAUCAUCGCAAGAACAAUGUCACCGAUCGCUACACUGCACAUACUCAACACCCUCGUGAAACUCUUUCCGGUUUGAAGGCUGCUUGGGUGGGUGAUGCAAACAACAUCCUUCAAGAAAUCCUCGUCGCUUUCCCCAAGGUCGGUAUCAGCGUUGCUGCUGCUUGCCCACCAAGCUAUAAGUGUGAUGAGGACGUCAUUGAGAUUGCCAAGGCCGAUGCUGCAAAGACGGGUGCUUCCGUAUCAUUCACUACCAACCCCAGCGAAGCCCUUAAGGAUGCUGAUAUCAUCAUUACUGAUACUUGGAUCAGUAUGGGUCAAGAAGAAGAAAAGGCUAAGCGUCUCCAAGAAUUUGCUGGUUACCAAGUGACUAUGGAUAUGGUCAAGAAGGGUGGUGCUAAGCCUGACUGGGUUUUCAUGCAUUGCUUGCCCCGUAAGCCUGAGGAGGUCGAUGAUGAGGUCUUUUACUCUGAUCGAUCGCUUGUUUUCUCCGAAGCAGAGAAUCGCAAAUGGACCAUUCUUUCUGUUAUCGAUGCUUUGAUGGUUCGAGGAGGUAUCUAG